This is a messenger RNA of Diabrotica virgifera virgifera (western corn rootworm), 18485 nucleotides long. It is a transcript of the gene PPP4R2r, whose product is annotated as serine/threonine-protein phosphatase 4 regulatory subunit 2. Gene Ontology annotation, cellular component: protein phosphatase 4 complex; nucleus; cytoplasm. Bases 121 to 1665 code for a protein of 514 amino acids. The transcript is spliced from 3 exons. Gene Ontology annotation, molecular function: protein phosphatase regulator activity. Gene Ontology annotation, biological process: protein dephosphorylation. NCBI's taxonomy places the organism in Eukaryota, Metazoa, Arthropoda, Insecta, Coleoptera, Chrysomelidae. The record is from RefSeq and is a predicted model, not a curated record.
ACAAAUGACUGACAAGUGCAACUGACAAAUAAAUUCCUCAUUGACGUUACCCAGGUGCAUCUUUUGUUGUUACUCGAUAAGUUUGAUAUUAAAAAUAAAUAUAUUACACAGUGUUCCACAAUGGAAAACCCGGAAGAAAUUCUUCAUAGUCUAGAAGAAUUUUCAAAAAUGAAACCAAAAGACAUUCCACGUGAAUUAGAAGAGUACUUGUGUUUUGUUGCCAAAACAGGCAAUCCUAUCUACCAAUGGCCUAUAAUAAAGUCUCUUUUCCGAGAAAAGCUAAUCAACGUUAUUACGGACUUCUACGAAUCUUGCCCGUCUGUUGAUAUUCCACCUUGUCCUAACGUAGAAAUGUUCAAUUAUGAUAUGAUGAAGAAUUUUAUACUAGAAAAACUCGACACAUUCGCCUCAGCCCCUUUCACAGUCCAAAGGAUAUGUGAGCUUCUCACGACGCCUCGAAAGGAAUACAGCAGAAUAGACAAAUACAUGAGGGCGUUGGAGAAGAAUAUUCUGGUUGUAAGCACAGUAGAGCCUGGCCGAAGGUCUGCUGAAAACGGUGAAGAAGGUAUUAUGAACGGUAUAGAGUCUGAACAUUUACCAGAAAGUAGCAAUUCUAGUCACGACAUUAACAUUGAAGACAUGGAUGAAAGUCCUUCUAAUUGGAACAGACAUGAUCAAGAUGUACCUGUUUCUUACAAAAAUGGGGAGAGUGAAGACUUAUCGAAAAGUGAAAUGGAACCAGCAACAGAGGAGCCAGCAACUAGUUUUGAGACGGAAGAAACUAAGACAGAAGUACCUUCAAGCAGUACUGCUGAAGAACCAAAAGCACAAACCCCAGAGACUGUAAUAACUUGCACAAGUACAGAGGAGACAAUUGAAACAUUUGUUUCUAUAGAACCUCAAGAAGGUACCUAUCAGAAUCUUUCAGAAGAUAGCAAUACAGACAGUAACAGUAGUGAUUCUUCAAGUUCAGCAUCUGUACCAGAAGUUAAAGAAACUGUACCUAUAGAAGAAAAGCAACCAGCUGAAGAAGCCUUAGAGGUAGAUACCACUGCAGUAGAUACCACCGAUGUGCCUAAUCAAACUGAAACAGAAGUACAAAAACCAGAAUCAAUUACUGAAGCUGAAAUAGAACCCACGGAACCAUUGAUAGAAGAAACACAGUUUGAAAUUACACAGGUAGAAUCUACAAGAGAAUUGCCAACAGAAACACCAAUUGAAGACAUAUCAACAGAAGAAGUAACCCCUGGUCCAAGUGAACCAGAAGUGCUAGAAUCACUACCAGAAAUCUCAGAACCUACAGUUGCUGUGGAAACAGAAGAUAAAGAAGCAGAAGUGGUGGUAGAGAAAUCAUUAGAUGCUCCAGAAGAUACACUUCCUGUUGCUCCAGAAGUAGAUGUCCCUGUACCUGAAGAAUUGGAAAACAUUGUAGAUAGUUCAACCGAUGAUAAGAAAGAGGAAGAAGAUAUCUCUGAAAAACUACCACAAGAAGAAAUCAGUGAAUCUGAAAAGAUAGAAACGACAAAUGAUGCAGAUACUGCCACCAAUGAAUUACCUGACACCAAAGAGCUAUCCGAGGAAUCUCCUAUGGAAGUAGAUGUCAGCCAGGAUAAGAAGUCAGAAACUGAGGAGCCUAGUUCGUCUGUAGAACCAUUUUUAGCAUAAAUUUCUUUUUAUAUGUAUAAGUCAACACGAGGCAUUCAUGUUUUUGUCUUAUCUCGUUUAUGUUAACAUUUUAUUGUAUAUCAUUCGGAAAAAUUUCAUUUUUACGAUACUACCUUAAGACAUAAGUGGUGACUUUUUUAAAUAAAUUUUUAUUUCUUAUACUAAAUAUUCAUGAAUUUUUAGUUGUACGUUUUAAAUAAUCCAUCAUAAAGAAGUUAAUGGAAUAGUUUUUUCCUACUAAUAAAAAACUGAUACCACUAGACACUCUCUUAUUAACAUUAAUCUAAUAAUCCAAUAUCUACAAAAUAUUCAUUACUGUACCUGGAAGAAGGAUAUAGGCCUGGAUCCGUCAUACCAAAAAAAGUUGAUUAAUAGCAAGCUGAAAAUUUGUUAAUAGUUUAACGGUGUCUAGUCGUACAAACUUUGAUGUAUGGGAACACUGGAACAGGGGAAGUUUUAAUUGUGGAACGUGUCAUCCUGACAAGAUUAUGAUUGUGAAAACUAUCAGGUUGUUAACCCUUCGUUACUCGCACACGGUGUGUGAGACCGGCCGAUAAAUAACUUCCUGUAACUCUGAUCGUAGUGGAGAUUUCGAAUUGCUGCUGCAUAUACCUCUUCAGUCGUCAGUCAACUAUGGGUGAAGUCCACGUGCAGUAUAAAAAAGAGUAUUGUACUUUUAUUACUAGGCAACACGGUGCGCCACACUGGGUGUGAGUAGGCCACAGAUUUUUGUGUUUAAAUCAGACAUCGAUAGUUUUAGUUAGUAAGGUAAUUUAAGAUAUUUUUCUUUUUUCAAUGUUUAUAUAUUUGUUUAUUUAUAUUUAGAUAUGUAUUACGAGAAGAAGAAGCAAAGAUUAUUAAAAUUAUUUGAGGAAGAAUCGACUGACGAGGAAACGUAUGAAGAUGAUGAUGAACAACGUUACUUUUGAUUAACCCUCGUAAGGCGGUGCGGGGUGCAGCUGCACCCCAGACCUCGUUUUUCUCACCUAUCUUUUUUAAUAAAUUUUUUUGAUUUUUGUCCAUUUUUUUAUUCGCAUUAAAUUCAAUUCUAAACGCAUUCCACCCAUUACAGCAUUUAAAACUCUUUGCGUUUACAUGUUUUUUUUUUGGAAAAAUGACUGUAAGGUGCAAAUGAUGAAAAUUUCAUCCUGAAUUAGACGUUUCUGCUGUUCCAACUGAAACUAACAGAGCUAUUCGCAAAAUUAAAUUCCAACAGAGGGCGCUCAAAAUUUCAAAGAUGGACUACAACUCUAGGAAAACAAUUCAUUUUGUCAUUUGAAUUCACAGUUCUAAAACGUUAAAUUAAAAUCAUUUACAGGAGUGUUUUGCCAAAGUAACCACUAAGUUUUGCAACUAAGACAUCUUAUAAGUUAAAGACGACUCAAAAUUAUGUUUAAUCUGUAUGCAUUCAUUAAAAUUUGAUGCUAACUACUGAUUUGUUUUUACCUUUUUUCAUAAAAAAAAUCUGGCCUCCCGAUAAUCACACAGCGUUCUAAAAAUUAUUAAUCUAUCUUAGGAUUUCUAAUUUUGUUUUUAAUUUAAUUAAUAGUUGCACUACAGUUUAUUUUGCACCAACAGAUAACAAUUUUUAAUUAAAUAAAAACUAGAAACUUGGAAACUAAGUAGGUGAAUUUAUUUUAUAAUAAUUGUGUUCUGGAAAUUACGAGGUGGUCGGGAUAUUUUGCAUAACAAUGUACAUUCUAUGUACAGAAUAUAAUAUACCACAUUUUAUUUAUUUAUUUAAUUUUGCAGUCGCUUAAACAUUAAAAAAUACUACGCUUAAUCCAAACGUUAAAUUAACAAAAUGUGUGAUUUGGCAUUGGUUAAUUUAGGUCUUUACGUAGAGUAUAAUAGGAAUGAAUACUGAGGAACACUGCAAUAGUUUUUUUAAGUCGAAAUUAUUGUUAAUUACAACAUAAACUGACCGCAAAUAUGUACACAAAUUAAUGGCAAAGUCAAUGUUUUCCUUGAGUUGAUGCUUUUCAAAUUCGCCACCAGGUGUCGCCCACUUUGCGGUUCCUCGCCAAUGGGACAAUGUCGGUGUUAUUUAUGUCAGAGAUAAAAGACCGAAAGUCCCUGCAUAACUGUAUUGUGUGUAAAAACUUUGUGUUGCUCACACUGUGAAAAAUUUCGUGUGUUUGUCUUGCAGCGAUAAUAUUGUUUUUAAGAAGAAAUUAGUACUUUGUAAAAUUAUGUUUCAUAAUAUGAAAAACAAGUCCUAUUUAUAUUUCAAAUCAAUUUCCCCAACGUUCACAUAUAAAAAUAUGGAUAUACGGAUGGGGUGCAAAUGCACCCCGCACCGUUGUUUACGUAAGAAUGUAAGCACCGCUUUACGAGGGUUAAAGUAAUGUAAUAUAUUCAUUAGAUAAUAUAAUUUCACACAAUUUUGUAAAAAUAAAAUUUUUUAAAUAUUGCUGACCCAUAUUUUUGGUCCCGGUCUUCUGCACCGUGCGCAAGUAUUCGAUCACAAAAAAUUGGCGCGAGUAACGGAAGGUUAAGUUUAUUCAAUAGCAAACUUAUACAGUGAGGACGUUUGAGUUGGAAUAAAUUCAUUAUCUCGAGAAUGGGUGAAUUUGGAGAGAAAUCCUGAGACAGGUCGAUUUUUAUUUUUAAAUUUUAUUUUCCGGCAUAUAUUUUGUACUAGUGACGUCAUCCAUCUGGGUGUGAUGACGUAAUCGAUGAUUUUUUUAAAUGAGAGUAGGGGUUGUGUGAUAGCUCAUUUGAAAGGUACAGUGGAACCCCGAUAAGUCGGCCCCCGAUAACCCGGAAGUCCGGCUAACCCGGACCGAUUUUCAUCAGAUAAACAUUUUGAUUUUCAAUAUUUUGUAUUUUUCAAUUUAAUUGUGGCUUAUUUCCAAUCAAAAUAGUUAAUUAUCAGACAAACCUUUCAACAAUAAAAAUGUAUGUAAUAUAAUAUUUGAGAGAUAAUGUGUACUUAUGUGUGUAAUUUGAACUAUAGGAUAUUAAAAAUUACUCAUAGCACACGCCGCAGAAACAACAGCCACCUGUCUGUAGUAUCUAUUCCUUUUUAUUUCAAACUGUCAGCAUUGUUUAGGAAAGACUAUUUAAAAAAUUCUUUUAUAAACAAUGGUCUUUAGUAUUGUGUGUCUUGUAUUGUUCGCUUCCAUUUGCUUACGUUUGGGUUUGGUGUUUUUUUUAGUAAUUUUAAUGAGUAGGUAAUACUGUGCAUAUUUAUAAAUAUAUUUCAUGUUAUUUCAAUUCUAACGGAGUUUAUCUGUAAGUAUGCCGUAUUUUAUUAAUUUUUACCAUAUUCUCCGGCUAUCUCGGAUUUUCGAUAACCCGGAUCGGUCGCGGUCCCGAUUAAUCCGAGUUGUCGAGGUUCCACUGUAAUUUGAUUCUCUAUUCAACAAUAUAAACAAAAACCUAAUUAUUUAUACAGUGGGGCCAAAAAAUUUUUUUUUUAAUUAAAGUAAUUGAAACAAAAAGAAGAAUGUAUGUAGUUUCUUUAAUGCAAAAUACAUUUUACUGCUGUCAGAAAACAAAAAAAAAAUGUUAAUUUGGAAAAUAAACAUUGCUUUUCGCUUAAAUUAAUUUUCAAACUGCUAAGAAGCAGGUGGGUGGCAGCUUUUAUGUUGAAUUCAAGCGAAAAACAAUAUUUAUUUAUCAAAUAAACAUUUUUUCCUGUUUUCGGACAGCAGUAAAAUAUAUAAGUAUUUCGAAUUUAAUAAAUUACAUACAUUCUUCUUUUUGUCUCAAUUGUAUGUAUACACCGUUUUUAGGCGUCAACGCCCUUCGGUAGGGAUCUAUGGAGGAGUAUCACCGAGCCGGAAGCCCUUAUCCCUUCCCGUACCGCUCCUCCAUAGGCCGAUCAGACGCCAGUUUAUUUCAGACCAAGCCGUAGACUCUAUUGAGUUUUAUACUACGGCGUUGGCCUUUUAUAAAUUUCAUGACCUAGCUGAGGCUCGAACCAGCGACCGCAAAUCCACUAAACUUGUCGAUCGCCUGAGCCCCAGCUAACUGGACCGUCAAGACCGACAAUUUUUUUUUUUUUUUUUUGUCUCAAUUAAUUUAUUAAAAAAAAUUGUUUUUCGCCACCCUGUAUAAAUAAUUAGGAUAUUGUUUAUACUACUGAAUAGAGAAUUAAAUUACCUUUGAAUUGAGCUGUCACACAACCCCUACUCUCAUUUAAAAAAAUCAUCGAUUACGUCAUCACGCCCAGAUGGCUGACGUCACUAGUAUGAUAUAUAUGCCAAAAAGUCAUAAUUUAAAAAUAAAAAUCGACCUCUCUCAGGAUUUUUCUACAAAUUCUCCCCUUCUCGAGAUAAUGAAUUUAUUCCAACUCAAACGUCCUCACUGUAUAAUAUGAAAAAAUGUUUGUCCGGCAAAUAUGUUAGGCAUUUUAAUAAGUCCAACACGUAGAACAUGUAAAAUUACAGGAAUUAUAUUGAUGGUAAAUUGCAGUCUGAUUUUUGCAUGAGAGCAGGGGUGUCAUGGUGCGGGAACGCCGUUCCGGCACUGAUUAAGAAAAGAAAAUAAAUAAAUAGAGAAUUUAGGUUUUGUAAACAAAAAUUAGCAGUGCGUUCCGGCACUGCUAAUUUUGCCAUGACACCACUGCAUGAGAGUUUAAUGAAAGGGUAACAAAUCAAUUGGAAGUCUGUCCGACAAAAUACAUGGGACGUUUUCGUAGUCUGACGUUCGAAACCUGUUCCACAAUUAAACUUCCCCUGUUCUCGUACAUCAAAGUUUGUCCGACUAGACACCGUUAAGCUAUUCACCGUAUCAGCAAAAGUGCAGUUAAACCAUGCUCUCAAAUUCUUUAACCAGGAGAUGUGAUCUUCCACUACUCACUCUACCCUGUAUUCUUGUAUUAUUAAUUGCAACAAGUUAUAACGCUCGCCCCUCAUGACAUGUCCCAGAUAUUGCAGUUUUCUAUCUUGAAUAAUUGUAUUUAAAACCUCUUUAUCAAUUUUUCCCAUUCUUCGAGGUGUUAAGAAGUUCCCAUUGUUCGAGAAACUCGACAUUCGUAACUCUAUCCACCCAACUUAUUCUUAAUAUCCUUCUGUAGACCCAUAACUCGAAGGCUUCUAAUCUGUCUGAUACGUAUUUCUUUAAUGUCCAAGCCUCCAACCCAUAAAAUAAUAUGGAGAACACGUAGCCAUCUCAAAAUUCUGAGUGCCUAGGAUGUUUAAUUGUUUACCAGUAGGUAGCUGAUGAGUUUCUUAAAAUUUAAUUGUCCUCUUUUUUAUAAGUUCAAAGUUUAUGUUGGGCACAUAUCAAACUGAAGCGACCAAACGUGACCUUUUAGUGUUUUGAGUGAUAUAUGGAUGUCUAAUUUCGAGGGACAGCAGUUUUAAGGAAAAUGAUCAUUAGGAAGAACAAAAACAUUGUUAUGCAAGGUAGGGAAGAGAGUACAUUUUAUGUCGGUAAUAGCACUAAGCUGUGUCAUUUACAAGUGACGAUGCAACAAUCAAUACGAAAAUAUACAUAAUAACGUUAAUAGACAGAAAGCCUUUCUCUCAUGGUUUCUCCAUUACUGAGGAUCGUGAUUUCCUCCAGUACUAGAGUUUCGCAGAAAGAGCGGCCAUCACAAUUUGGUCGAACCAUCUGGUUGUUAACCGUUCUCUUGGUCUUCCACCGGAACGUUUGUGCCAGACAUACUUCUUUAUAAAUGCCAAAAAAUCCUUGUAACAUAAAUAUUGUGAAUGUAACUGAAUAUUGUUCAGCGUUGCAACAUAUAUCGGUGGUAUGUUCAUCUUUAAGGCUCCCAACAUGUAUAAUAUAUGCAUUGUGGCAUCCUGACAUUGCUGAGAAAUGUCUGCUUCAGAAAUGGCCUAUUUUUGACUCUACCAAUUUUAGUUAACAUUGCUUUACCCUGAAAUUCACCCUUAAAAUAUGAUAAGGCGCUAUUGCUAAGGCAGCCAUAUUCAAAAUUCGAGGCGUAUCUACCUGCCAUAUCAUAGGUUAUGGCACUAUAGAAGUUUUACUUGAGUAAUUUGUCUUGGCUAACAAAUGCAUUUAUCACAUGUUAGGGCGAUAUUUAAAAAUGAAUGGUAUUAAUACUUAUCACACAUCCAAUCUCUCGACCACAGCGUAACUCGAACUGUCUUGUGGCGCUCUUGCUAAUGCUGAGGGAGCAAAAGCCGGAAAUGGUAAUAACGACACAGAGUACCUCGAUUUUUGCCCCUUCGCUUCGUUAUCGAUCAUUCGCUAUCUGUACACUAAAUAGAUACGAAGCGAAUACGUUUGAUAACGAAGCAAAGGGUCAAAAAUAUCGAGGUCCUGACGCACUAUGCAGUUUCUAAGAUAACUAAAUUAUAUGAAAUUAUUUCACAAUGAAGGCAACGCCUAAAGGAAUGUGUUAGGCCAAAAAAUAGAUUUUCCAUUUUUCUUGGGUUAUGGUACUAUAGGGAACUUGCAUAAAAUUUUAAAUUUGAAAAAAUGUUAUAAAUCACAACAGAACAUAAUUUAAAACAUGUAUCGAAAGAUAAAAAAGUUUUGUUUGGCUUUCGUUUGGCCCCUAAAGACAAUUAAAAAUUCAAAUUAUACAAGCCAGCCCAAAACGCGUCGUGACGUCAUCCGUUUAUAUGUUUACAUUCUUCCAACAAAGUAAACAGAAUUUUUAAAUUAGACGUUAUAAACGUCAGUAGAAAAUACAGUUAUGUGACGUUACAAGUGUUUUUGAUCGUUUGAACUAUUCAUAGAAAACUUGUAUUCUUACAAAAUGGUUUUAUUUUCCGUAGUAAACCUUCUUUCCUUUCCUUCAAUAACUAUAUCAAACUCCAAUGUCAACAAACUGGUAUAUAUUAUUACAGUGACUUACGAUAAAUGUUAAUAGAAUAUAAAUAUUUUUUCCACCUACCUCUACCGAAAGUAUACUUUUCCGGACCUGAUUGUAGGGAGCAAAGUUGUACUUUUCCUCCCUAGGGAGGAAAAUAUUUUUCCUCCCUAGGGAGGAAAAGUAAAAGUGACGUCAUGAUAUUUCAUUCAUGAAAUAUAACUUAUUGACGCCCUGUACAAUAUCUAUUUUCUAUUACGUAAGUAUCUAUAGAUUUUAACGUUUAUUUAAAAACACUCUGUAUUUUGCAGAAUGGUAAAAAACAGUAAAUUGUUAUUCUGAUUUAACAAUGUUUACAUUAAUAAUUUUUGACUUAUAUUUGACAGUUGACAGUUAUAAUGUACCUACUUGUUGGUUUUAGUUCUAAUAUAUUUUGUUUAUUAGUUACAUAAAUAUAUUAAGUAAAAAUAAAAAAAUGACUUGUUAUUUGAGGAAGGUGGAAAAACCAUAUGUAUAACAUGGGAGUAAAGUGCAUUUUCCUCCCUUGAAUGAUUACUGCCCUCCGCUACGCGUCGGGCAGUAAACUUCAUUCUCGGGAGGAAAAGUAGCACUUUCCUCCCUUGUUAUACAAAUAGCUAUUCCUUUAUUCCGCGAAGGGGUAUACCCAAGUAGGUGAAGGCCAAUAAACUAAAGAAGAAGGAUAUACCUAAUUAUAACCAUAAACGGAACCAUAGGUAUAGUUAAACUGUGCGACGUCACGGGUUGUUUGAACUAUUUUAAAAUACAGAAGACUUUAAAUUAGUACUUCUAAGUUAAUACAGUCGGAAAAAUAAAAGAAUACCCAUGAACAAUCACAUCAAUCACUUAUUUUGUCUUUUUCUAUAAAUAACAAACGUUUGUUAUAGAAAAAGACAGCAAAUACAAAAUAAGUGAUUGAUGUGAUCGUUCAUGGGUAUUCUUUAAUUUUUCCGACUUUCGAGUUUUUGAAGCGUAAAAUUUUGGAAAUCUCAUUUUUAUACAAAACUGAACAUUAUUAUGUAAUAAAAAAAUGUGCAAGUUCCCUAUUGAAGUCGGGGUGCGACAUAUAUCCAUACAAUUUUUGGAAUAUGUAUAUAACAUAACUGUUAAUUUUUACUAAAUUUAGGAGAUAAGCCAAAAAUGUGGAUGCUUGUAAGUAAACUUUUAAUAAAAUAAGGUGUAAUUCAGUCUUUCGUUCAAUUGUGUAUUUUGAUUGUAAAGUACAGUACCAAGUUGCUUGUGUAGUCUCGUAUAUACAUAUAUCUGUCUCUCUAGAUUUUUAUACUGUAUAAGAAGAUAAAACUUCAUUUUUUCAAUACUUUUUAUAGCGUUCACAAACAGAAGCAUGUUUCAGUGUAAGUUUUUCUAUGUUUAGCAGUGUUCAACAAUUCCAAUUCUUUGAAUCCCACAUUCACCAAGUCCCGAAAUUUCUAUAUUGUCUUCCCAUUUCAUCUGGUACAUAUUCAUCCCUGUGAUGGAUGACCGAAGUUAUCUUUAUCGUUUGAGUUAAAGUUAAGAUAACUCUCAGGGAUAUUGAGCCCAUAAUUAUUUAGGUAAAAUUCGGUGUGAUGUAUCUGUUAUCGUUAUGAGAUAGUUAUUUCUUCAACGUUAUAUUAGAAAUAACAUCUGAGGAACAAAGUUUGAAGUAACAAAGAGAACCUUAUGUAGAAAUAGUACAAGUUGGAGUGAGUGCGAGAGAUUAUUCGGAACAUGCUACAGGAUGGGUAGAUAACCGUAAAAGUAAAUACCCGUCGUCGUCGGCCACCGCUGAUGACCGAACAGCAAACAGCUGUUCGUGUUCGGUGGUGUAUCAAACAGUAGAUAGAAACAGGGUUGCCAGAUUGGUGUAUUUUCCCAUAAUUUUGGGGUAAUUUGAAAGGGUCUAGGAAAAUUUUUCUACGCAGAAAUUGUAGUGGGAUUUUUUAGGGGGCGGAAAAUUAUGGAGGAUUUUAAGGGGUCAUGGUAAAUUAAAUUUGCGAAUGUACAUAGAACUGUAUAUUAUACUCCCAUAUAAUCGAAGACGAUAGGAACUAUGAAUUAUUUUCAGGGCCCUCGUUGAUAAAUAGUAUAAUUUUGGUUCACUGUUCUCUUCAUUUGACUACCAAUUUAUUAAAAUGCGACAACAAUUUAAAUUUGGGGUACAGUAGAACUCCGAUUAUCCGGGUGCGGAUUAUCCGUGCUGCGGAUUAUCCGUGCUAUGAUUAUCUAUUACUCAAGAUGCGUUUUUGAGGUUUUAUCAAAAUAGCGCCAUCGUAAAUCACUUGACGGAAACUAUAUGACGAAAGAGAGACUCAUAAUGAAAGAUUUAUUUUUUUCUGUUAUUUUUUAUGGUAGGUACAUAUGUAUGUGUAUACGUACAUAUGUAUUAUACAUAAGAAAUACAUGUUCGGAUUACCCGUGCUUUUCAAUUAUCCGUGUCACCCUUCGGUCCCGAGGAGCACGGAUGAUCGGGGUUCUACUAUAUUUGAGCUUUAAUUUGAGGGAAUUUCAGUUUCUAAGUGGGGGAUUUAUAAAAUAUCAUCUGCCAACUCUGGAUAGAAAUCUCAGUAGGUACCUACUUAAAAUAAAGUCCCUAUGUUAAUAAAAUUUCAACUUAUAUCUCUCGAUUUGAUUUUUGUAUAACUUUUAAAAUAAUUGUAUUACCCUUCUAUUCUUAAUUAUUAAAUUAUUAGCUUCUAAAUUCACUUAAUUUCUGUCUAAAAACAAGUCAAAAGAUGAACCUAACCUUACAUAACCACAGAGUUAUCUCAUAACUUGAGGUUUAACGUCGCGUUAUAAAGUGACAGUGUUGAUAUAUCAGAUAACUUAAGAAGUGUCAAGAAAUAACGCAAGUAGUUAAGUUAAAUAUGAUACAUCACACCAAUUCGAGGAUUAUAACUUAACUACAGGAUAACUUUACGUUAAAGACAACUUCGGUCAUCCAUCACAGGGCUGAUUACCUUCUGUAAUGCCAAUUAGUGAGCAAAGCUGCCCAUCUUUAUAAAAGAGGUUAGAAACUCAGAAAUAGAAGUCAUGAAUGUAGAUUUAUCAUGUUUUGUUUUUUGAACCAUAUAUACACCAGCUACACUGACGUCAUAGGUUUUAACAUGAAAAAUGACGAAAUAUACAUGAAAAAUAAAAAUGUUUUAAUCUUUCAGAUAGGACAAAAAUUGUAUAAAGACUGUAUUUUGCUAUAGCUUCAAAACUGAAAGGUUACAACUGGUCCACUGGAUCUUUGCACAAACGUGUCUUGUAAUAAUUCAGUUAAAACAUUUAAGUGGAUGUAAAAAUUAUUUUUCUUUCUUCUAGGUUUCUAGCUCAAUGACUAUUCGCUCCGAGCGUUAACAAAGUGUCAAAGCAAAAUCGACCGACCUGCUCAUGGUGGCGGUUUUUUGAAAGUUUGUAAGGACGCUUUGUGUAUGUUUAAAUGGGAUAUUUUAAAAAAAUGCCGUGUCACACUAGUGAUAUAAUGUAUUAAUAUAAACAGAAAAUAAAAACACACUUAAUCUGAUAUAAAUUCUUCACUUUCCAUUAUUGAUUAUCAGUUUGAUUAUGUAUACAUAACCUCACUAUCGCAGUUUAUGUCAAUAAAUCUUUAUUAACGAAAAAGAAAAUAUUUUUGUUGUACUUACUAUUAAUUAAUAACUAAUGAAUUCUAACCAUUGUAUUCGGUUAUUAUCACUACAAAAUAAAAUAUUCAAGUUUAACAAAAUAAUCCCACAAGAGUCAAUGUUAAAACGUCCUUACAAAAUUUGACAGCGUGUCACGUGACUGUAAAUAGAGGGGAGACGCACGGUGAUAAUUUUGUCGAUUGUUAGGUAUCAUGCAAGGUUCAUAAAUAGACAGGUUGCAUGGUAACUUUCCACCAAUCAGCGUCGAGAAUCUAAUGGCGGGAGUGACGUCACCCAGAAUGCUGCAUUCAAAUUCAUUCACUUCACUCAUUGAAAUGAACUCGGAAAGUAGGAAUGUAUUGAAAAUGUGUAUAUUUAAAAAAAAUACGUUUGGAUUUUUAAUAACUAUUUCAUAUAUUCGUUAAAAAAUGUGGUAGAUACCUGUAGAGUUACAAAAAUCAUAGAAUAUAAUUGCAAUUAAAUAUAUGCAGUAGAAUAGCAUUACUACUUAAUUAAAGCAGAAGGAGAUUCUUUCUUGUGUAUAUAUGGGACUAAAUCAUUCAAAUAUCCUAGGUAUAUUAAUAAUGGGUUGAAUACAAUUUACUUUUUUAAAUGAUUUUGAGUAGGUAUAUAAUAAUUUUGAAUUGGGGAUACUGCAUGUAGUACAUUAUUGUAAAUUCCUCCUAACAUGUAAACCAUGGUGAAAAAGAGAUUCAACUAAAGAUUUAUGUAUCAAAAUUAGUAGUUUUUCCCUUAAGUUUAACAUAAGAGCAUCUGAUUACGUUAGGUACUGGAUUAUAAUAUCUAAAACUAUUAAAACAUUAUGAUUCCAUUCAAUAGGUACCUGUGAAAUUUUACAUUAACAGUAAAUUAUAAAAAAAAUACAAUUUCAGCGCAAUAAAGGGAAUUUUGCCCAUUUUAUAUAUUCAUUUAGUUUAUAAUUGUUUAUUCAAACGAUCUUCAGAUGGCUGCAAUAUUGGUUAUAAUUUUAUAUGAAACAAUUACAUAUAAUAGAUCUAUUAUCUAUAGACUUAAUUAGAUAUAUUGUUCAAUAAGUCUAAGCAGAUUGUAACCUACACAGAUGAUGUAAACUUGAUGUGAAGAACCGCAAGAGACAUUACAGAACUGUAAUGUCUCUAUUCGCGGUGUGCAAGUACUUGGAAGGGAAACGAGAAACGACCGUGCGCGAGUCGCGGAGAAAUAUUGCAACUAUCUUAAAUAAUUCAUAUUGUCAAUUCAAAUUGUCAAAUUGACGUAUAUUUCAUACCUUCUGUCAUUGAAGCAGAAAAAUUAUAUAUUGCUCCACAAUAUUGAUAUGAUAUGCAAUUAUUUUAUAAAGGCAAAUUUAAUUAAUUGUAUUUUGAGUGCAGUACUGCAUUUUAAUAACUAAUUUUAUUUACUACAUACAAUUGUUCACGUUUUCAUAACAUAACCUGGCUCUUAUUUUUUCUUCUUACUAUUUUUUUGGACUAUGGCCUUGACAAUUAUCCAGUAACCAGGACUAAUAUAAUUGGCCAAUAUAAUUAAAAGUGCGAAUAAAAGUACAGAGCGUAGAAAUAGGGGUCGCUUUGCCGAACUUGCACGGUCCCAAUACACGAAUGUCCUUUACUAUACAAUACAGCAGAAAGAAAAUCCAGUAAAGUAAGUAGGUACUUAAUACAACCACAUUAAAAUGUAUCUUAACACUUGUAAAAGAGUUUUCGGUUAAAGUUAUUAUACUAAAAACACUUAAUAAUAUCUAUAGAUACAUUAUAUCUUAAGAUAUAAACACAAAUUAAAACACUAACGAUAUUUAAUAACAAAAUAUAGCCUCCAAACCACGUAUCCUAUUAUGUUUACAAACAAUUCGUAAAAUUGAUCGUCUGGGUGACGUCACGAUGACAAUAUUUCAUUUGUCAAUGUCAAAGUUACCAUACAACCUAUGGUAUAGGGACCUUGGGUAUCAUGUAUCAUGUUGUCUACCAUAUUUGCUAUCGUGGAUUUGUUGACAGCAUGUUUCUAAUCCAUGAUGUUUUUCUGCCGUUUUGGGCAGAUUUUGGACCUUGGACGUUUGCCUUGGAUCUUUCCCUAUAUGAUGAUAUACAAAAGUUCCCAUUUUUCAGGAUGGCUCAUAUAGCUAUAGGCUGUUUAAUUUUGUGAUUGUAGAUUGUGUGGAUGGAGAAGAAACAUAUUAAAAAAUAAUUCGUAUAUAAUAUCGUAAAUGUGCAAAGAUACAUCGGACAGACUAAUAAAGUUUUGAAUUUUCCCUAUUUAUGUGGUGUUAGCCACUUGCACGAUUGUAAAACAAGUAUAUCAAUCUAAAUUUGGGCUGCACUUAAAACUUCGGAGGACAGCUAUGUUAAUAGAGCUUAAUUCUUAGUUCCUCUGUUACAAGUUACCAAAGAAAGAGAAAGAAUUAUGAAACAAUAAAAAAAAUUGAGAAGUUGGUUUUUUUAAUAAAAUGACAUCAUGUAUUUAUAGUUUCAGUAGCAACAAAAAUAACCAGCUUUUAUUUGCGACUGUGUAGAUAUCUCUGUUCAAUCCUGGCCCCCCGAAGGGAAUGUAGUGGUCGUCGUGUAUUGUCCGUGUCGAAAGAUCUGUCUCUAAUCCUUUUCUUUAACUCAUGCAUAGGUCUUUUGCAUAUUCCUGUAAUUUGAUCGAUCCAUCUUGUUGGGGAUCUUCCUCGUGAUCUUCGGCCUUCCACCUUUCCUUAUAUGAUGAGUCUUUCCAUGUUUUCUGUGUUUGCUCUCAUAACAUAUCCAAAGUAUUUUAAUUGUUGGAGAUGGACUUUACUGGAGAGUCGUAGAGUCGUUGGCUAACUUGUAGCUCUCUUAGAAUUGAAUUAUUUGUUCUACGGUCUUGUCCAAGGAAUUCGUAACAUUCGUCUCCAACAGAACAUUUCAAUGUUGUCUAUAUUUCUUUCCGCAGGGCCCCCGCUACCAUAUGUGCAAAGUGUGCAAUGCACACGGCCGCCAUCCUUUAGGGGCGCCAAAACCCUGGGUCAAAAAUUGCAAAAAAAAAACAAAAAACCAAAAAUUAAUUUUAAAAUUAAAGUUGAGAAAUUAAAUAGGAUUGAGUAUAAACACACACGAAAUUUUAUUAGUAUAAUAAUAUCAUCCAGUUACUGCUGAUUCCCAUUUGCGAGAACAUGUCAGAAGUCAGGCAUUUUAAUUUAUUUUGUUAUGAUCUUAUUCUGUUUGCUUCAUUUUGAUAUUUUAGUCUACAAAUAAUAGUCCAUUUACUCACAGUUUUUGCUGUGAAUUUUAAAGAACCGCUUAUAUUGACAUGAAAUUUGUCAUACACAUAGCUAACAAGAAAAGAAGUGAUAUUCGAGAAUACCUGGGGGUAUUCUCGAAAGUGAAAAAAAAUACGGUCCAAAUAAGUGCGGAAUUGGAUAAACUGACUAAUUCUAAGGAACUUCUGUUCUAUAGAGAUUUUCACUAAGUCAAUACUUUCGAGUUAUUUGCGAGUGAAUAUGUUCAUGUUUCAACCAAAAACCUCGUUUUUAGACGGUUUUUCACAAAUAACUCAAAAACGAAUUAUUUUAUCGAAAAAAUACUCUUACCAAAAAUAUAGCUUACAAAAAAAAUUAAAAAAAAUAAUGAAUAUAUAUUAUGAAUAUGAAGUCUGCAAACCCAGUAGAAGCAGAGUUGUAGCAAAUGAAAAGUAGGUUCUUAUUCGUCAAAUUCCAAAUCGAAUAUUUCAACGUGAAAUAACCAAAAAAUUAAGCACUUUGCAGGGAAAACUCAUUACAACUUCUUUAAAGUGUUAAAAAAAGCUUUAUUUUUGAUUUUUAAACAAAGUUUCUAGCAAUAAAAACAAGAAACAAGCAACUUUUUUUAGUAAAAAAAAUCGUGAACAUCAGCAUUCCAAAUGAAAUUAAUCGUUACCGCUUUACCAUUUACUUUAUAUCCAUGUAUUGUUUAUAAUUAUGAUCUGUAAGUUUCAUCAGUUUUUUUAAUCUUAAAAAAAUUCCUUUUUUUCCCAAUAUCUAACUUAAAAAUUUUAUUAGUGAUACCAGACAUUUCAAGCAGUAAAAAAUGUAGGUUUUGCUUUUCUGAAUAUUUUGGAUUUUUUAUUUUCCUGUAAGAAAAAAAUUGGUUACGAUAUGGCUGUUCAAAAUUUGCAUACACUCGUGAUUAGUGACUCGUUCAAGCCCUUGUUAACUACUGCUACUAUAAAGCCUUUUUAAAAAUAAGCACUUUGUACCGAUGAAACAUCAGAUCAUAUAGACAAUACAUAAAUAAGUAAAUAACGUGUGGAAGCUGUAACGAUUAAUUUCAUUUGGGAUGCCAAUUAGGGGGGGACUUUCACCAUUUUUUUACCAAAAAAAGUAACCAACAUUAGUAACUUACUUUUGAUGUUAAAAAAAACAAAAAUAUGACUUCUUUAAAUUACUUAAAAAGUUAUUACUGAUAAGUGCUUGAUUUUUUGGUUAUUUCACGUUGACAUAUUCGAUUUAUGAUUUGACGAAUAAGAACCUCCUUUUCAUUAGCUAUAACUCUACUUCUACUGGGUCUGCAGACUUCAUAAAUAUAGGUACUUACACCAUUUUUUCACUUUUUUAUAAGCUACAUUUUUUUUUCGAUAAAAUACUUUUUGAGUUAUUUGUGAAAAAUCGUCCAAAAACAAGUUUUUUUUCUUAAAAAUGAACAUAUUCACUCGCAAAUAACUUGAAAAGUAUUGACUUGAUGAAAAAACUUAGAACUAGAACAAAAGUUAUUUAAAAAAGUCACUUUAUCCAAUUUCCGGACUUUUUUUAACGUAUGUUUUUUCACCCCCGAGAAGGGGUGCAACUCACCAUCAGGGCAAAAGCACACAUCGGCACAUUAUCACUUUUUUCUUUUACAUGUUAGCUAUGUGUAUGCCAAAUAAUGACAUGUCAAUCCAAGCAUUUCUUUAAAAUUCGGAGGAUUUACAAUAUUUUACCUUGAGUGGACCUUUGAAUGGACUAUAAAUAUGACUUCUAAAGUUCAGUUUUUUGGUUUAUUUUAAGCACCUACCUACCUUCAAAAAAUAAAUAAAAACAUCCAAAAUGCCUUAAGGGGCGCCAAAAUCCUUUUUUUGCACACAGGCGCCAGUAACCCUUACGGGGCCCCUGUCUUUCCGAUUGUCUCGGGGUCCAAGAUUCACAUCCGUAGGUCAGUAUUGGGAAUAGUAAGCAGUUGAUCAACCUCAUCUUUAACUUAAUGUUGUUCUAAAGCUAUUUUCUUGUGGCAUUUUUGUAAUCAAUUAUUCUAAAUGGGAAAUAAGCCACAAUUUAAAUUAAAAAAAUUGAUUUUAUUUACAUUAAUAAAAUCAUUUUUUAAAUUAAAUUGUGGCUUAUUUCCACAAUUUAAUUAUUAAAAUAUUAAUAUUUUGUAUUUUGACAACGACAUCCGAUUUGGACGUCGAAACGUUAAUAAAAUCUAUUUUUAAAUUAAAUUGUGGCUUAUUUCCCAUUUAGAAUAGUUGAUCUCAUCUUUAACGCUCUUGAAAUUUGACGACUGUAGAGCGACUGUAUAUAAUAUUAAGUUAUUCUUUAGAAAAUUCUUUGCCAAUGUCUGUUACAGGCUCUAACUUCAAUGUAUUCUGUCUUUACAGCCCAAAUGAUUUUACUGGUGUUAUGGUCUUUGAUAUCAUUGUCCUGGAUAAAAUUGUUCAGUGUUUUCGGAUUUGGUCACAUACUUAUACUUUUAUUAUGUAGGAUGUAGGAAUAUAUGGUUGUUACAUUGGGAAAAUCGUUCCAUUAUAGUCAAAAUGGAAAUCGGUCAGAAUGCCCAAAAAAGUGGCAGUGUCAAUAUUUGCUAUAUGAAAUUCAAUAUUUUUCAGACAUUCCAGAAGCCGCUUUAAAAAUAUUUUAACAUCCCAUUAAUCUUAUAAAUUAGUCAUUUUAGUACUUACCGUAAACAUUUGGAUAUUAGUACAGUUAAAAUAAUUACACGAUAAAUAUUGCGCGAGAGAAAUUAAACGUUUUUUCUACUUUUAAGGACAAAAAAAGCAAGUUCCCUAUUAAGUAUAUGACUAGUAGUAUAAACAGAUGUAUUAUUGUAUUAUUUACAUAAUGUAUUAUUUCAAUAUAACAAUAAAGUUUGGGGAUAAUCAAAGAUUGCUGGGACUAUGGUUGAAAUGUCGAUAGGCAUGUUUGGUUAUAUAGAUAUGUCAUUAGCCUAACACCACUAAGUAUAAGAUGUUAAAACAUGCAUAGGUAUAAAAUAAUAAUUUUUGUAAAUAAACAAGCCAAAAACUAUUCUUUUCUUGUUUCAAAAUUUGAAUGAAUAUUGUAAUGUUUCUCUUCUCUUUUGGAUACAUGUUUGCAGAUAAAACCAAAACUAUAAGGAUACAAUGAUCUCUUGAAAUAAUGUGUAAUAUUACAACUAUUAUUUUCUUUUUGGCGUCGUAGCUAUAAUGUUGAUAAUAAUACCUUUUUUAAACUUAAGUUUUAAAUAAUUCUCUUAUUUAUCGUAUUAUAAUUCUGCAUUUUUUUAAAUAAAAAUAAAUAGUAAUUAUGGUGUGGC